CAUUACCAACGCUAGUGCUUUAACUGCACUUUUAUCAAGUGACCGUAACGACGUUGUGGACGUUAAAAUACUGCGUCAUUAUUGAGAUAAAUUGAGUCAUUUUGUGUAACAACCGGAGAUUCCCACACGUCACGUGAUCCAGUCGUGUGGCGUCGUCAGCGGCUCUCGACCCAGUUGUUCAGUGCAGACCACCCGGAGGAGGAGGAGGGAAAGUCUAUGUCGGCAGCUACUUUCAAAUAAACACAUUAAAGAUCUUGCAGCAGAGUGAGCAUCCCACCACACCAUGUCCCAGGACAAGAGUGGAUACCCGGGUAUGGGUGAGACCAACCCGCUUCAUAACAACGUCUAUGGGCCCCCUCAGCCAGGUUUCGGCAUGCCCCCUCCCAACUACAGCCAGGCCCCCGGAGGACCGUAUCCACCAGCAGCUGGCUACGGGAAUCCGGGCUUCCCCCAGUCAGGCCCAGGUUUCGCCCCUGGUCCCUACCCUCAGAUGCCUUACCCUCAGAUGCCCUACCCACAGGGACCCUACCCACAGGGACCUUAUCAGCAAGGAACCCCACAGCCAGGUUUUCCUGGAGACCCCAUUGCACCUGCUGGCAGCCCUGGUUAUCAUGAAGAUGGACCUCCAUCUUACUAUGACAAUAAGGAGUUCACCAACUCUGACUUUGAAGAUAAAGUCAUCCGACAAGCCUUCAUCAGAAAAGUCUUCAUGGUUCUCACAGUGCAGCUGUUGGUCACCUUUUCUUUCGUUGCGGUCUUCACCUUUGUCGAUGACGCCAAGUACUUUGUGCGACGUAACCCAUGGACAUACUACGUGUCCUACGCAGUCUUCUUUGUGUCACUAAUCGUCCUCAGUUGUUGUGGAGACUUCCGCCGCAAGCACCCAUGGAACUUGGUUGCACUGUCCAUCCUGACUCUGAGCCUCUCCUACAUGGUGGGAAUGAUCGCCAGCUUCUACGACACAGAGACCGUCAUCAUGGCUGUGGGCAUCACUGCAGUGGUCUGCUUCACUGUUGUCCUCUUCUCACUACAGAGCAAGUAUGACUUCACUUCCUGUCGGGGUGUGCUCUUUGUGUGCCUGAUCGUUCUGGUGCUCUUCUCCUUCCUCUGCAUCUUCAUCCGCCAUAAGAUCCUGCACAUCGUCUAUGCCUCACUGGGGGCUCUGCUCUUCACCUGCUUUUUGGCUGUUGACACUCAGCUUCUCCUGGGCAACAAGAAGCUGGCCCUGAGUCCAGAAGAGUACAUUUUUGCCGCCCUCAAUCUCUACACCGACAUCAUCAACAUCUUCCUCUACAUCCUGGCUAUUGUGGGACGCUCCCGUGAAUAAGGCCGCACCCUAAGGAAAACAGCAGGGAGACAGAGAAUGCCUCCCAUUAUUGUGAAAUGUUGCUAACAUGCCCUUUUAUCUCUGACUCCUUUUACUUUUUUCCCACAUUUCACUCUUUAUUUCCUCUUUAAACAUACACACAGUUCUUUUUUUAAAACAGGCAGUAGGGGUGUGGAGGAGACACAGCUGGUCAUAAAAUGCAGCUGAGAGACACUUUAUCAACUAAAAAUCUCGCCAUUAUUGACAGAAUGCAGUGAUCUGUCUUUUCCUUAGUCUUGCCCACUCUGCUUGCUCUAACUGUCCUCUGCUUUUGCAUUAUGUCUACAUUACCUACCUACCUAGACAUUAUGUCUACAUUACCUACCCCCCCACCCCAGUUUGGCACAGCACAUACAAUAUAUAACAUGUUAUUGUGUGACUGCUUGGCAUUCAGCCUCGCCUCACUGCAGAGAUUAAACAGGAAAAGAGCAGGGAAGGUAUCUGUAGCACUUAAUAUUGAUGCAGACCAGCUUUGCCUGAAGACGUUAGUGCUAGAAAUACCCCCUCCUUCAAUCUGUCUGCUUUCCCAAACUUAUCUUUACCUUUUCAAACUGCUGGUGUAAAAUAACUCUGCAUGGCUACAUUGGAAACACAACUAAAGAUAUGCUACGAUUCUCUAGAACUAACAGAGGAAUACCUCUAGCUUGCUUGUCACAGCUGUAAAUAGUUAAGUGUAUUACUGUAUAUGAUGCCAGUCUCCCCCUGCUUCUGAAAGGCGUUCUGGGGUGAAUCUUAUGGAUGUGCUGCUUUUUGGGAAAAAUGUGCUCUAAUAUCAGAAAUUUGCUGACCCAUUAUAUUAAACUAAAAUCUUUCAGUAGCAUAUGAAUGAAUCAGCGUUGGAUGUGUAUAACAAACAUGAACAGAAAUUAAUAUUUAUGAAUUGUAUAUUCUUGUAAUAUCUUUUAAAAAGGAAGAAAACUUAAGUUCUGAAAUUAUUUGUAUGAUCACAAAGCUUUUUUUUUUCUUUAUUGACUUCAUUAAUCCCCUUUCAUAUGGUCAUUAACUUGAAGUGGCAUUUUAGUAAUAUAUUUAUUUUUUUCCAUUAAUAACCAAUGUGAAAUAUUUAAGUUUUUCUGACCACUUUUAUACCAAGUUAAUCCAGGUCUCAGAACUUCUGAAUUUAAUAAUGAAGGACAAGGUGCCGAACAUGAAGGAAAUGAUACUUAAUUAAGCUUGAUGUAGAUAGCAGGGUUGCUUUGAAGUUGCUGUAAACUCAGAUUGACAUUUACAGAGACUGUAUUCCUUAAGUUGAUUGUGAACUCAUCACAUGCUGGUUGUAUAACAUGAGGUGAAACCAGCAAAAGGAAUCAAUAUGCACUGGAAGCCAAAAUACUCCUCCACACAAACACACGCAACUUGAAUGAUAUAUUUAAUGUGAACAUUUUUUGUUCUGUAACUUCUGUUUUGAGUUUUCACCUCUUGCAUGACUCUUUCCUCCCAUUUGCAUGUGCUGAUAAUGCACACUGUUCAGGUGUUCCAGUUUUGGAGAGACAGUGUUGUUUGGCAGCCCUGUUAGACUUAUUUUUUCUAACUUUUGUGUUUGUAUCUAACUAACGUGUAUGUGUAUAUAGAACUCCUUAGUGGUUUGAUGUGUAUAGAUAAAGUAAGUUUUGGGCUUUGUAGGACUGUUUGCAUUGUAUAUUUGCAUUAAAUCAAAGUGGAACCACA
Molecule: messenger RNA, 3034 nt
Organism: Lates calcarifer (barramundi perch)
Lineage: Eukaryota; Metazoa; Chordata; Actinopteri; Centropomidae
Gene: grinaa
Product: glutamate receptor, ionotropic, N-methyl D-aspartate-associated protein 1a (glutamate binding)
Exons: 7
Coding region: 284-1327 (347 amino acids)
Biological process (GO): negative regulation of apoptotic signaling pathway
Cellular component (GO): Golgi apparatus; endoplasmic reticulum; membrane
Source: RefSeq, a predicted model, not a curated record